CAUCCCAUAGAUUUGAAUGUAACCUGCCGGUACGCAGGCGUAUUCCAUGUGGAGAAAAAUGGUCGCUACAGCAUCUCACGGACUGAGGCAGCUGACCUCUGCAAGGCUUUCGAUUGCACCCUGCCCACCAUGGCCCAGAUGGAGGAAGCCUGGCGAGCGGGGUUUGAGACCUGCAGGUACGGGUUCAUAGAAGGGCACGUGGUGAUUCCCCGCAUCCACCCCAACCCCAUCUGUGCCGCAAACCACACAGGGGUGUACAUUCUCACCUCCAACACCUCCCAGUAUGACACCUACUGCUACAAUGCUUCAGCACCGCAAGGAGAAGAUUGUACCGCAAUCACAAACCUGACCAAUGCCUUUGAAGGAGAGGUAUCCAUAAGUACGGAUUCAAAUAUCAUCACAGCAGGCUGGAAGCCAACUGAAGAAAAUGAAGAUGAAAGAGACAAACACCCCAUUCAUUCUGGAUCAGGCAUUGAUGAUGAUGAAGAUUUUAUCUCCAGCACCAUUUCAACCACACCACGGGUUUCUGACCACUCAACCCAGAACCGGAAUGGGAGCCAGUGGAGUCCAGGCUUUUUAAACCCAGAAGUAUCACUUCAGACAACCACAAGGAUGACUGAUGUGGACAGAAGUGGCACCAGUGAUUAUGGAGAAAACUGGCCCCAGGAGGCACAGUCUCCUCUCACUCACCAUGAACAUCAUGACGAAGCGGCGACCCAGCAUUCUACAAGCACAACCUCGGCCCACGACACCCAUCCAAAUCAGAGAACGACAACACUGAGUGAAGAGGACAGUUCCUGGACUUAUUUUUUGGACCCAAUCUCACAUCCAAUGGGACGAGGUCAUCAAACAGAAAGCAGAAUGGAUAUGGACUCCAGCCAUAGUACAACACUUCAGCCUUCUGAAGAUUCAAACACACAUUUGGUGGAAGACUGGGACAGGACAGAACCUCUUCCAAUGACAACUCAGCAGAGUCAUACUCAGAGCUUCUCUACAUCACAUGGAGGCUUCGAAGAAGAUAAAGACCAGCCAAUGAUGUCCACUCCAACACCUAGCAAUAGGCAUGAUGGCGGAGGUGGACAUCUUCCUGAAGACUCAGCUACUUCAGUGGGAGGUUAUACUCCUCAUUCCCCAGACACAAAGGAGUACACAACCCUCAUCCCAGUGACCCCUGCUAACACUGAGUCCCCUGGAGUUACUGAAGUUACUGUUGACGGAGAUUCCAACGUUAAUGUUGAUGGUCCCUUGCCAGAAGAUGGAGACUCAUCUUCCGACCCCAGGGACCAUACCACUCAAAGAUCUGGACCAACUGGACACUCCAGUGGGAGUCGAGAAGGUGAGGCCAACACAACCUCGGGUCCUAUAAGGAAACCUCAAAUUCCAGAGUGGCUGAUCAUCUUGGCGUCCCUCCUGGCCCUGGCUUUGAUCCUCGCCGUUUGCAUUGCGGUCAACAGCCGAAGAAGGUGUGGGCAGAAGAAAAAGCUGGUGAUCAAUGGGAAUGGAGCUGUGGAGGACAGAAAGCCAAGCGGACUCAACGGGGAGGCCAGCAAGUCUCAGGAGAUGGUGCAUUUGGUGAACAAGGAGCCGUCGGAGACCCCAGACCAGUGUAUGACAGCCGAUGAGACGCGGAACCUACAGAACGUGGACAUGAAGAUUGGGGUGUAACACCUAUUCCAUGACCUUGGAUAGAAAUCACACAUAACCAAUACAGGGAGCUGGGACACUCACAGAUGCAAUGUGCUACUGAUUAUUUCAUUGGGGUUCUUUUUUUUUUUUUUUUUUAGCAUAACAUUUUCUACUCCUUUUUGUUUAUUGUGCUUUGUUUUUUGAAGUCAGUCAAUUUAUAAAAAGAGCAUUGCUUUCUGAAAUGAGGGCCCAAUUAACCAUCGGCAAGAUUUUGACUUAAGCCUCCCACUCCCUGGGGUAUGCUAUGGAUGGCGUCUAAAAAAAGCCAUAAAUGCAUCUUUCUGAUCCUCAACCUUCCCUCCACCCCACCUCCCAGAUGACAGCCGCAUGCUAAGGACACCCCCCCCCCCCCCAGAGCUAAGAGGAACUGGUUCCUGAAAGGAAAUCUGAAUGGGUUCAUAUUGUCCAUCUAGGGGCCCAGUCCCUAGGCAUUGCUUUCCAUGGGGGUAGGGGACUGGGAUGUACUGGUUAUACAUCCUUUUCCACAGACGCCCUGGAAAUUUUCCCAAUGCUAUUGAGAAUGCCCAAAGGGUCAAGCUAUUUAUCUGUAGUAAGCUAUUUAUCUGUGUUUUUGAAAUAUGAAACCCUGGAGGUCCUGUAAUUAGUAUGAUUUUUUUUUUGUUUUGUUACUUUGUCAGAAGCAUAAAAAGGGUUUAAGUUGAUUCAUAAUAAACAGCUGUGUUUCUUCCACUUUUACCCUUUGUGCUGUGAUCCUUCAGUGUCUUAACCAGCAAGGUCUGGGUCCCAACAGCUCAUCAGGAAGAUGUGGGAGGGUUCCCUGGAAGACUUCCUCUCAGAGCUAAGUCCCUACUCAGACUCCCCUCACUCAAAUCUCAUAGAAGAUCCAGGAAGGCAGUUGAGUUUCUGAGGCUCAAAGGCUUUCUGUCUGGUCCUAGAACCAAAAUUGUGAGAGGAGGGACUUCGGCAACUUUCCUGUUAUAAUGGCCACCUAUUCUCUCCUUGAAGGGCUAUGAAAAGUCACAUUACAUUUGCAUGACGUACUAUUGUGGUGUCCCCUUCCACUGACCCCAUUAGUGAUGUCCAAAAACAAUAUGAAAGUGCCUUCUGGCCUCUUGUAACCAAGGAGAAGCCGUGGACAUGAAAGAGCAUAGACAGUAGCCACUGGUUGCACAGGUUGGGGGAGUGGGGGAGGGAGCAGUGUAGAUCCUGUUUGAGUAUUUUUAUGGCCGUAUUUGUUUAUACUUUAACAUUCCAGUUUCUGUUCCCAAUGACGGUGCUACUCAGAAAGUUAAGUGCCUGGGGAAUCUCAAAAGGUUAACAGGGUUUCCUACCUACUCAGUCUUAUUACCAGAUACCAGGUUUAUGGCCCAAUAAAAGAUUAAUGGCUUUAUCCCUUGGUUCUCAAGUCCUCUGUGGUCUUCAUUCACAACUUCAGAAAGCCCCAUUCAUUCUGGGACUUCCAAAGGCUACUUAUAAUAGAAGAGAUUAGAUCUCUAUAGUAAGAGCUCCUAUAAAAUGGGGCCUCCUUCAUUAGACCUCUAUAAAAAGUUAUCUGUUGCCUAAACUAAUAUGCUUAACUGGCAAUAUUUCUCAGACAAAAAGAAAAAGAACCAGAAGGACGAGGAGGAGGAAGAGAAGGAAGAGGAAGGGGGGGAGAGGGAGGAGGAAGAAGAGAAGAAGGAGGAAGAGAAUGUGGAAAGGAGGAGGAGGAAGAGAAAGAGAAGGAGAAGAAGAGGAGAUAGGAGGAGAGGGAGAAAGAGAGAAAGGAAGUGGAGAAGGAGGAAUAAGGAAGUCUAGAGCUUCCAUCUCUUAGGGGCACUAUACUUGUACUAUUGCCUGAAGUUCAUGGACUAGGAUGCAUUCUCUCCCAUUUGACGUUAUUAUAGUGUAACUCCAGAAGCGCAGCUUGGCUACACAUCAUUCCUACCAGUGACUUGGGCUAAGUCAUUCACCUGGGCUUUGCUUCUAUUAGUGAGGGGCCAGCAUUUCAUUGUUUUGCAAAGUUAAAAGAGGAAAGAUGAGAAGCCUGCAAAGCUGAGAGCUUAAGAGGUAAUUUUUCCUGUAAUCAUAAAUCUUUUAUGUCUCCUGAGGGCUCCUUUUAAAUUAGCACUGGGUGAAAAAUAAAAUGGGACAAAAGACACCUUCAUAUCUAUACUUUGCAGACUUUAACCUGCAGAAUGGAUUUCUCCAACAAAACCCCUCAAAAAGUUGUACAUCAAGACUAUGACACCAAGGACCAAUUUCUUAGCCAAUGUCCAUUCAAUGCUGUUUUAGUGGGAGUAGGAGGAAGGAAACCUCCCACUUCUGUAGAAGAUAAAAUGUGCUUCCGGAACAAGAAUAGAAUGGUUCAUUCACCUUUGUGUCAUAGUUAUGCCUUUUGUAAAUCACUUUGAGUUUUCCAAGAGUAUUUUAUUGUUUGCAUGUGUCUGGUGACCAUUGUUAUUUUGAUUUUUCACAAUACUCCCUUCCUCAGACUUUUGUAUAUUUAUUGACGGGCCAGUAACAAGGAAAGCAUGAUAUGUAUAUUGCCCAGUUGAAAGCAUUUAUUGGAAACUAUUAAAAGGAUACUGUUGAAACAUUAAA
Messenger RNA from Myotis lucifugus (little brown bat), 4230 nucleotides. RefSeq names its product CD44 molecule (Indian blood group) (gene CD44). The record is from RefSeq and is a predicted model, not a curated record. Gene Ontology annotation, biological process: cell adhesion; positive regulation of ERK1 and ERK2 cascade; inflammatory response. The annotation marks the transcript as partial. Gene Ontology annotation, cellular component: basolateral plasma membrane; macrophage migration inhibitory factor receptor complex; plasma membrane. The transcript is spliced from 14 exons. NCBI's taxonomy places the organism in Eukaryota, Metazoa, Chordata, Mammalia, Chiroptera, Vespertilionidae. Gene Ontology annotation, molecular function: cytokine receptor activity; hyaluronic acid binding.